Messenger RNA from Olea europaea var. sylvestris, 2213 nucleotides. RefSeq names its product protein PLASTID TRANSCRIPTIONALLY ACTIVE 10. Gene Ontology annotation, molecular function: RNA binding. Gene Ontology annotation, cellular component: plastid-encoded plastid RNA polymerase complex; chloroplast. The coding region runs from base 37 to 2058 and encodes 673 amino acids. The transcript has 10 exons. NCBI's taxonomy places the organism in Eukaryota, Viridiplantae, Streptophyta, Magnoliopsida, Lamiales, Oleaceae. The record is from RefSeq and is a predicted model, not a curated record.
GAGAGUGUUGGCUUCACACUUCACUCUCUGCCCAAAAUGCAAACUUUCCUUAUCCCUUCCUCCUUGACUCCUCUUCCCCCUAAACCCCUCUUUAAACCCCUACAAAUUUCUCAACCCCAAUUCCCAUACAAAACCAUCAAAACCAUUCGAGCGUACUCCUCUGACGAGUACCCAGUCGGCGAUGACGACGCUUUUCUUGCAUCAUUUGGGCCAAAGGAGAAAGAAUCUGAAGAAGAUGCCCGAAAAAGGAACUGGGUUGAAAGGGGAUGGGCUCCAUGGGAAGAAAUUCUGACCCCAGAAGCUGAUUUUGCUCGAAAGUCCCUUAAUGAAGGCGAAGAAGUGCCGCUUCAAUCGUCUGAAGCAAUUGAGGCGUUCAAAAUGUUGAGUCCCAAUUAUCGGAAAAAGAAAAUUGCGGAAAUGGGGCUUACGGAAGAUGAGUAUUACGCUAAACAGUUUGAAAUUAAGGGGGAAAUACCGGAUCCAUUGCAGACGGGUUGGAGUGGGCCUUUGGUGUUGAGGCAUGUGCCGCCAAGGGACUGGCCGCCUAGGGGGUGGGAGGUGGAUAUGGAGGAAUUGGAGUUUAUACGUGGCGCGCACAAGUUGCAAACCAUGGUGAGAGUGGAUUAUGAGAAGGUGGAGGAAAUGGUGGAGAGGGAUACCGGGCAUAUGUGCUUGGAGAGGUAUGAGAUGUUCUUAAAGCAAUAUAAGGAGUGGGCAGCUGCAAAUAGGGAUCGUUUGGAGGAGGAGUCUUCUAAGUAUGACCAAGAUUAUUAUCCUGGUAGGAGGAAAAGGGGAAAGGAUUAUGAUGAAGAAAUGUAUGAACUUCCAUUUUAUUACCCGGGACAAAUUUGUGCAGGUAAAGUAACUGCAUUACAGCUUUAUCAAGGAGCAUUUGUUGAUAUUGGAGGCGUCCAUGACGGAUGGGUUCCAAUAAAACGCAAUGACUGGUAUUGGAUCCGUCAUCACAUCAAAGUUGGUAUGCACGUCAUCGUUGAAAUUUUGGUGAGUCAGCCUUUGUUGAUCUCUGUUACCUAUAUUCACACUAUUGCAAUUUUAAAUCAAUGUCUAACAAAUUUCAUCUUUAGGAGUUUUAGGACCGAUUUCAUUAAAAGCUUAUGCUUUGGCAUUGUUUCCCUUUUGCAGCGUGAUUGUGGAAGACCUCCUGUUCCUAGAAAAGAUCCUGAUAUCAAGGUGGAGGAGGAACCUCUGUUAUCAAAUCACCCUUAUGUUGAUAAGCUAUGGCAGAUACAUAAUGCUGAACAAAUGAUUAUGGAUGACAUGGAGCUUAAUCCUGAUAAGUACAAGGGCAAAAAGUUAACUGAAUUGACAGAUGAUGACGAUUUUGAUGAAGAAAACAGUGUAGUGUACGGCGAAGCUUAUUAUAAGAAAACACUACUUCCAAAGAUGACACUGAGAAUAAGCACAAAAGAACUUGAUUUGGAAUCUGCACUUGCUGAGCGUCAGUUCCAUAAUAAACUACGGAAGGAAGCAGAAGAAAGAGGAGAGGAUUACAAAAUCACCAAGCUGCGGCGAAACGAGGAGAUGGAUGAAUAUGACCUUAUCCAUUGGCGCCGAUCUUUUGAGGAAAGAGAAGCUCUACUCAGAGAUAUAAGCUGCCGUCGGGCUCUGGGGCUUCCAUUGGAAGAACCCGGUAGGUAUGUUGAUGCUAGUUACUUCGGAAAGGACCAAUAUGAUCCAGAUAGUCCCCUAUAUCGUUAUGACUACUGGGGAGAGCCAAAGAACUCAGAAAAGAGCAAGCAAGAACGGAUGACUGAUGCCCACAACAAAUCAAUUGUUGGCAAGGGUACUGUUUGGUACGAAAUGUCAUAUGAAGAUGCCAUCAAACAGCAGUUGCAGAGGGAAGCCCUUGGAAUCAAGCCUAAAGAGUACAAUGAAGAUUCAUACGGAGACCAAGAUGAUGACGAUGACGACGACGACGACGACGACGACUUUGAUUACAGUAUUCUGGGCUACCAAAGUGCAGAGGUAUCCAGUCAGCCUCACGUUAAUGGGACUGAAUCUUCACAAUUGUCGGAUGACGGAAUAUUCGAGGAUUAGUUUGGCAUAUUUUUGUAGUUGUACAGGGUUAGAUUAGUUAAAGCCAAAAGAAAAAAGACAUCAAGGUGUGCUUCCCCAUGUCUUGUCGCUGCUAUAUGUACCUUACAUUAGUGACUGGUUGAAGUAAAAUAAAAUUUUGGAUUUCAUUACUAUUA